UGAGCGUUCAUCUGUCAAUCUGAAGCAUUGACUUAACUUGGAAUACUAGUUGUAAUUUCUUUACAUUUUCUAUCUGUAGGUACCUUCAAAUGAAGCUAUACGAUACCUACAAACAUGACAACCUUGCUCCAUUCGUUGCUUGUCUAUUUUCUCUUUAAAUCCAUGUUUAUGACUUCGAAAGCUGAUAAGGAAACUAUUAUUGAAGUGCCGAAUAAGAAUUCACAAGGUAAAUGGAUAUGGUCUUGGACCAGUCAGUGGACUAAGAAAGAUGGAGGUGGUAAAGUGUUUUAUCAAGUAUGUGAUGUAAGCUCAGWCAAUGAACCAAACAAGUGGAUAAGAAGCAAUGUGUUCCGAGUUGGUGAUGCAAAAAGAAUUGAUGUUACUGUUCAAUAUGCAGUCUCUAAAUGUUCUAGUGUGCCUUCUCUACAAUACUGCAAGGAAACAUUAAACCUUUAUGUUUAUAAGACUGCAAUACAGCAUACAAUAAGCAAUUUAGUCCCAGAACCUUGGAAAAAACCUAACUUCUAUCAUAUAUUCGGAACCACGUCUCCAACAAACCGGAGCACAGGUAUUCUGUCUCGAAAUUUUGCAAAUACCGAGAAGCACUCAUUUCUUACAAAUCCUUCAACACCAUACCAUUACUUCGCUAUACAAUAUCGUGGAGGGUGUUUUGAGUUAUACAGUGUUACCAUUAGUUACUCGGUCUGUCCAUCGUUAGCUCUUCCUACUGGUCUCGUCCAAUUACCUCGAACUAUAGCCCCAGCUAACGGCACAAUAAAAGUAUCUGGAAAAUGUCCGGAGAAUGCACAGCCAUUGGCUAACAAUGCUACCUUAUAUGGACACUGUCAAGCUAACGGUCAAUGGAGAAGUGAUGUAGGUAGUACCAGGUGCUGGUGCAGAGCUAGUUAUGGAAAUUAUUUGAAUGGACCUGGUGCAGUGUGUAAAGAUUGUCCAAUUGGUACAUACCAAAAUUCUCCAAGUGGUAGUGCAUGUAAACCGUGUCCACUUAACAGCGUACAAGAUGUGGAUAGAAAAAAGUGCAAUUGCAAGCCAUUAUUUUACAGAACUGACAUUGAAUCAGCAUUUGACAAUUGUACCGGGCAGCCAUCGGAACCACAGUCGAUUAUGGCCAUCUCCAAAAAUGCAACAUUCAUAACACUGCAAUGGUCAACGCCUUCAAAACUUGGUGGACGAUCAGACACAUACUAUAACGUUCGAUGUAAGAAAUGCAACAAUGAAGGCAAGAAUUGCACUGCGGAAUGCACCGGUGCUUUUAUUUUCCAUGCUCCAACGAGUAGUAUGAAGGCAACGGUACAUCAUCUUUCUGCCUAUACAUAUUACCUGUUCGAAGUAUUUGCUAAGAAUGGAGUCUCUCCUCAAGCAGACAAAAAAGGCGAUAAUCCAAAGUAUUCAGUGCUUUUAAGUAGAACUGGCGAAUCAACACCAGGUCCUGCUGUAGUAACAACGGUCAAAAUACUGAACGCUACAACGGUGUUUCUAAGUUGGACCGUCCCGGAACCAAAUGGUGCUAUAACAUACUAUGAAGUAAUCUACUAUCCCGUCGGUCAAGAAACAGAGAAGGAGACAAAGAACACAAC
Exaiptasia diaphana is the source of this 1598-nucleotide messenger RNA. Its product is annotated as ephrin type-B receptor 2. NCBI's taxonomy places the organism in Eukaryota, Metazoa, Cnidaria, Anthozoa, Actiniaria, Aiptasiidae. The transcript has 6 exons. The record is from RefSeq and is a predicted model, not a curated record. The annotation marks the transcript as partial. Gene Ontology annotation, molecular function: protein binding; transmembrane-ephrin receptor activity. Gene Ontology annotation, biological process: axon guidance. Gene Ontology annotation, cellular component: neuron projection.